Messenger RNA from Choloepus didactylus (southern two-toed sloth), 548 nucleotides. RefSeq names its product thymosin beta 10 (gene TMSB10). Gene Ontology annotation, biological process: regulation of cell migration; actin filament organization. NCBI's taxonomy places the organism in Eukaryota, Metazoa, Chordata, Mammalia, Pilosa, Megalonychidae. Gene Ontology annotation, molecular function: actin monomer binding. Gene Ontology annotation, cellular component: cytoplasm. The record is from RefSeq and is a predicted model, not a curated record. The transcript is spliced from 3 exons. The coding region runs from base 153 to 287 and encodes 44 amino acids.
CGCCCCCGCUGCGGCGGGCGAGGGGCGGGACCUGGCGCGGACUAUAUAAGGCACGGGGCGGGCGCCGCUCUUUUGUCUCCGGCUGCAGCAGCGCGAGUGGGAGCACCUGGAGUUUGUGCCGGGAGCUAGGCGCCGCGGAUCGAGUGGAGAAAAUGGCAGACAAGCCGGACAUGGGGGAAAUCGCCAGCUUCGAUAAGGCCAAACUGAAGAAGACGGAGACGCAGGAGAAGAAUACCCUGCCGACCAAAGAGACCAUUGAGCAGGAGAAGCAGAGUGAAGUCUCCUAAGAGCCGAGAGGAGUCCCCACCCCCGUCAUCUCCGAGGCCCCAGUGGCGAGGUCGACCCCGAGCCACCUCCAAAGCUGGACGCGAGAUGGACGCGAGCGACAAGCUGCACUGUGAACCCGGGCACGCCCCGCUGUCGCCACUGGCCCGGGGGUCUCUCUGCGGAUCUCCCAUUCGGACUGCCAAAUUUUCGGGUUUGCCCUGGGAUGUUACUGAAAAUUAUUUGUGUGAUUGGUGAAAAUAAAAGACACCUCGUGGCGUGGC